AUGAGCGCGCAGUCUUCGCGCCCUCGGUUUGCAGAUACUGUCCAGGUGCGGCAUGGCGUGAGCUGUAAGUGAGUGUAUAGCUCUGCUGCUCGAUGCUGCUUGCAAGCCAUGCAUGUACUGUAUGCAGAAUAAGAGCUAAUGGACAGGGCGCGCGUGUCUUAGCCUGUAGGCUGAGGUUUGGCUUGUUCCAAACAAAGGGCGCGUGCCAAGGGGCCAUACAUCAGGGGCAGCUCGUCUCAGAGGGAAGGAGAGAGGCUUCGUCCGUCGUUUAAGCAGCAGACGAAUCCGCUCUCUCUGCGCUCCCUCACACGCGCUGCUGACACCCGCAAUUCAGAGUUGCUGCGCCCCCUUCCCCUGACUUUCGAACGCCGCACCAACGGCCGGGGCACCUGGGCAGUAGUGCAAGGCAGAAUCAAAGAUCACGAUCGGAUUAUCAAGGCCGUUGGCAGGUAAGCUGCCCGUGAUGCGGAAACAAAUCAAAUCCCUCUGGGCCUAUUCUGCUGCUGCUCGGGUGCUGCAGCUUGGGGCUGCUACAGCGAGCGGAGCUCCAGUCUGGUGAAGCCAACUGCAUGGUUGGCCUGCCAGGCCCUCGUGCCCGUAUCCUCACCAAUCGCCAUCGAUCCUCUCUGCCGGAAGACUUUCUGUGUCGUGCUUACAGCAACGCCAUCCAUUCUUGCUUCCACCACGGUUCCAUUACUCCCAUUCCACUGCGCACUCUUGUUGACGAUCAUCGUUUUCUUCGCUGUUGACAGCAGAUUACGAAAACGACAUCUUGCCUAUCGAUCUCAGCAGCAUACGUCUUGACAGUCUGCUUGCAUUCACGUCAAACAAAUCAUCGUAUCGAUCUCAGUCAGUCUUUUCCCCACACAGAUACCUUACCCAUGUGAGUGCUCGGUUGACAUACUUUGGACGGGCAGCAGAGACGCGUGCAAAGACCCGAGCUUACAAUCGCGAUAUCUGGCUUGCUUCACAUAGUAAUCCUCACCAUGGUCCGCACCUCGCUUUUCGUCGCUGCAGCAGCUGCCAUGGCUCUCCCCAUGGCGGUUGCCGAUCUGCGCCCAGAGCGUCGUCAAGCUGAGAGCAGCAGCUCGCGUCGCCACCGUAGUUCGGCAACUGCAACCGCUUCCGCUGGAAGCGGCAGCGGAGCUGUCAGCAGCCCCCCCGCUUUCACCGGCUCUCUCCCUGCUAGUAUUUCAAGUAUCGUCGCCACUCUGACGCCGGGCACUCGCUCGCCAGAGCCCACCUACCCGCUGCCGACCACCUUCCAGGCGGGUGCCACCAACACCUACAUCUCGGGCGCACCUCCCCUCCCCUCUGGUGAGUAGGCUCGGUGGCUAAACGCAGUAUUGAAGCGCGGUUCUGACCACACUUCUUCAUCUUCCACAUCGAUAGCCCCAACGAUCGCCAACUACCCGCCUCUCGAUGAACCUCCUCUUCGUAGCUUCCAAGGCUCCGAGCAGCUCCUGGCUGGUAUCGACCUCUCUGGCGUUAAGGAUGUCCCUCUCAACCAGGGAUCUGCUGGCUGCGGCGAGGCAGGAAACGAGGCCAAUCUGGCUAACGCCGGGGCAAGCGGCAACUGCUGGUGGACUUGCGGAGGCUGCACGCGUGACACAGACAUUGUCCAGUGCCCAGACAAGAACACUUGGGGUCUUUCUUACGAUGACGGACCUUCGCCCUACACUCCUCUUCUGUUGGACUACCUCGAGAAGAACAACUUGAAGACUACCUUCUUCGUGGUCGGUUCUCGUGCCCUUUCUCGCCCUGACAUGCUUGCUUACGAGUACAUGACUGGCCACCAACUCUCCGUCCACACCUGGAGUCACACUUCUCUGACCACUCAAACCAACGAGGCCAUUGCACUCGAGCUCCUCUGGACCAAAAAGAUCAUUCACGACAUUACCGGUGUAACUCCCAACACCAUGCGUCCUCCUUACGGUGACAUCGACGACCGUGUCCGUGGCGUCUCCAAGGCCGUGGGCUUGACCCCCAUCAUCUGGACCUCGGCCAACGGUGGAAACUACGACACCAACGAUUGGAAGAUUGGCAGUGGUGUCGUCUCUGCUGGUGAAGUCGUCUCCGUCUUUGAUGGCAUCAUUGCCAACGCUUCCACCCUCGACCACGGGUACAUUGUGCUCGCUCAUGACCUGUACGAGCAGAGUGUCAAGCUCGCCACCGAGAUCGUCUUGCCUCAAGCAUUGAGCCAAAGUCCCAAGCAGAACAUUGUUCCCAUCAUCACCUGCUUGAAGAAGCCUUUGGGAGAUUCUUACGUGGAGACCAAUCGCAACACUUCCGACUCGGCCCCUGCAACCAACGGCAACAACGAGAACACCUCUUCCGGAAGCGGUAGUGGUAGCGGAGCUGGACUGAACAUGGAGCUUUCCAAGGCGCACUUGACCAUUGUAGGCGCUGUCCUCUUCGGUGCAGCUACCCUACUCUGA
Messenger RNA from Ceraceosorus bombacis, 2438 nucleotides. The record is from the annotation of a GenBank genome assembly. NCBI's taxonomy places the organism in Eukaryota, Fungi, Basidiomycota, Exobasidiomycetes, Ceraceosorales, Ceraceosoraceae.